AUGACUUCGACCCACUACGCAUUCAACAAUGACCGCAUCCGCGACAAUGAGGACAAGGUAUUGCUGGAGCGCAUUAAUGAGUACUUUGGGGCCUUUUCCGUUGCCGAUGCCGACAAAAUGAACAGUAUGGUGGCUGAUGAUUAUCACAUGACCGACAUCCCCCUCGCUAUUGUUAGGGCACCUAAAGAGGCUUGGUACGGGGCGAACAAGGGAUUUGGCGGUCUUAUGACGAAUAUCUCAGUUGAGGCCAUUUCACUUCACGGAAGUUCCGAGCCCGGCUCAUUUGCGGUCAUGGAAAACGUGGUACGGUUCACUUUGGCCGUUGAUCCUCCCGAGGGAGCCAAGCCCAACCUUCCUCCUGGAAUUAAGAAGGGCGAUUCCACGGGUAUGAUCAUGCUAUCUACGAUAUGGUGGAACAGUGAAGGGAAAAUUUCCCGCGAACUUGAGUAUGGCAAGCUGCUGUGGGAGGGCUUUGAUACCAAUGAGUUCAACGUAUGGUGA
Molecule: messenger RNA, 501 nt
Organism: Penicillium manginii
Lineage: Eukaryota; Fungi; Ascomycota; Eurotiomycetes; Eurotiales; Aspergillaceae
Exons: 2
Coding region: 1-501 (166 amino acids)
Source: RefSeq, a predicted model, not a curated record